This is a messenger RNA of Patiria miniata (bat star), 1078 nucleotides long. RefSeq names its product octopamine receptor 1-like. The transcript has a single exon. The record is from RefSeq and is a predicted model, not a curated record. The coding region runs from base 5 to 1078 and encodes 357 amino acids. Gene Ontology annotation, cellular component: membrane. Lineage: Eukaryota; Metazoa; Echinodermata; Asteroidea; Valvatida; Asterinidae. Gene Ontology annotation, molecular function: G protein-coupled receptor activity. Gene Ontology annotation, biological process: G protein-coupled receptor signaling pathway.
AGAUAUGUGUUCGAAUAUGUACGGUAAUCUAACAUGUUAUGACGAUUUAGCUGCCAGAUACAUACAAGCUUUCUUCAGCAGCACUAACACAGUUUUGAUUAUAUGCGGUAACACACUUGCACUUGUAGUUGUUUAUCGAACGAAAGCCCUUCAAGAUGCCGCCUUCUGUUUCCUGAUGAACCUUGCUCUAAGUGACCUCUUAUUGGGUGUAAUCAGUCAACCUCCUUCCCUGUACUAUGCCAUUACUUGCCAUUGGCCAGGCGGUGAGGAUGGAUUUUACUGCCAAUUUGUUGGUUUCUGUAUUUGUUUACUGUGCUCUGUUUCCAUCAUAUCACUUGGCUUGGUCAGUUAUGAACGAUACCAUUACACAGUCCAUCCAUUCAGACACAUUGCCAAGUUUACUUUCCGUCGAUCUUUUUAUGCAUGCGUUAUUGUGUGGUUAUAUUCUGCUGUUGCAUCCGUUUUCCCUGUAGUUGGUUUGUGGAAUGGCGUGGGGUUACAGCCUUAUAAUGCACUCUGUAAUAUUCAAUGGGAGGAAGAACCCAUCUACAUGUGGGCGAUGGUUUCUGGUGUCUUGUUUCCAUCCUGGGCAUUGAUCGUUUUCUCGUAUUUCCGCAUUCUGAAAGUUGCGCGUAAAGCUCGUAAGAUCGACGCUAUUAGACACCAAAUAACCCUUGGUGCAUCGGUCUCAAACAUUGACAGGAACAUCCCAACAUGUUCAGCUGGUGUUGUUAUAGAUAAUGAUGACAGUACAAUCAGUACGAUUAGGUUGGGGGCAUCAACAAGGUCUCGGAAACAUCGACCGACUUUGAAGAAAACAAUGAAAAGUAACAAAUGUACGUUGACUGUCAGUCUAUUGGUGGGGACUUUCAUAGUUUGUUGGACUCCUUACGUCAUCGUCAACGUCAUCCAGGCCAUACGGUGUACACCCAAUCCGUUCGCAGCCACUGCGUUUGCGCAAUGGAUGUGUAUCUUCAACAGCGCUUGCAAUCCACUCAUUUAUGGACUGACUAACAAAACCUUUCGGGAAGGAGUCGGCAAGUUAAUGCAAAGAUUCAGAUGUUGGAGUCAAGUUUGA